AUGGCCGAACAAACUCUUGAACACGAAACUGACGAAACCGACAACACAUCACGGGUCGAUGUGUUUAAUAGUAUUGAUCAGUUGUUGCAGAGGAUCAACGAGAAACAGGAUGAUGGAAACAUAGCCUUUCACGAAGCUUCUUUAAUAUUAAACAAACUUGAGACAGCCCUAUCUAUUGUAGUACGUUUGACAUCUCUGGAUAUCGAUCUCACAGAAAACACUAGAUUGGUCCUGCUGCAGUUUUCCGAUUGUCUAACUGAAAUAUACAAUUACUGGGCAAUUAGAUCUAGAAUAGCUAAUAUAAGGCGAGCAACAGUCACUCUACCUACUUUGGGAAUUGAAAAUGUCAGUAUGUCGGGUGAUCAAGGCAGACCAUCAUUGUCUAUACCGAAGGAAAUUCUCGAAGACCUAAGAAAUUCUGGCUACUCCUGGACUGAAAUUUCGAAAAUCUUACAAGUAUCAAGAUGGACUGUACACCGGAGUGUACGAGAAUAUAAUUUGCAACACCUAGACAGGUUUUCUGACAUAUCUGAUGAUGAACUGGACCAGUUAAUCAUGGGCUAUAUAUCCAGGCAUGGUAUAAUACCACUGGUGAAUCAUACCUCAUUGGCUUCAUUAGAUCUCAAGGUAUUCGUGUUCAGCGAGACAGGGUACGUUCUUCUCUAACACGUGUUGAUCCUGAAAAUACUGCACUUCGUUGGGCAUGUGUCACUACCAGAAGAGUUUAUAGUGUCCCAGGGCCAAACGCGCUCUGGCAUAUAGAUGGUAAUCAUGCUUUGAUUCGAUGGAAGUUUGUGGUGCAUGGGUGCAUCGAUGGCUUUUCCAGGAGGAUAAUUUACCUUCUUUGUGCAGACAACAACCGCUCAGACACUGUGGUAAAUGUUUUUGCUGCAGCCACUGAUGAAUUUGGUUAUCCAUCCAGAGUUAGGGGUGAUCACGGAGGGGAAAAUGUACAAGUAGCAAGGUUAAUGGAACGAGAGAGAGGUGAAGGGAGAGGCAGUUUUAUUGCUGGGCCAUCAACGCGAAAUCAGAGAAUAGAGAGACUGUGGAGGGAGGUAUUUCGCUGCUGUUUGUAUUUAUUUUACUGUAUAUUCUAUGCCCUGGAAGAAAGUGGUGUUCUUGAUUUGAACAAUAACAUUGAUCUGUUUGUAUUGCAUUAUGUAUAUUUACCGAGAAUUGAUCAUGCUCUUCAAGAGUUUGCAGCAGCCCUUAACAAUCGACCAAUGAGAACUGGGAAUAACUGGAGUCCAGAAAAAAAUUGGACAAACGGAAUGAUAAAUGAGGCAGUCAGGCAGUUAUCAGCCUGGGAUGAUAUUGAAAACAUUGAACUAUAUGGUGUUGAGGUUAGGGUUAGGGUUAGGUAA
This is a messenger RNA of Paramuricea clavata, 1364 nucleotides long. The record is from the annotation of a GenBank genome assembly. NCBI's taxonomy places the organism in Eukaryota, Metazoa, Cnidaria, Anthozoa, Malacalcyonacea, Plexauridae.